Seminavis robusta is the source of this 1788-nucleotide messenger RNA. NCBI's taxonomy places the organism in Eukaryota, Bacillariophyta, Bacillariophyceae, Naviculales, Naviculaceae. The record is from the annotation of a GenBank genome assembly.
AUGAACAAUGCCGCAGGUGCUGGUAACGGUGCCUUUGGUGGUCCACCACCAGGCCAGAACGGGCAAGCCCCGCAGAAUUCGCUACAGCAGCAGCUCAUGCAACAGCUCUCGCAACAGCUGUCCCAACAGAUGAGUCAAAAGUUUCCCCAGAAUAACUUUCUAUCUGCGUUGGCCAAUAUGCAGCAGCAGAGCACGACAACAACUGCAGCUCCGCAACCACCACAGCAACAGCCGCAACCGGCAGCGGCUCCACCACCCAACUUUAUGAACUUGGCGCAGCACGGCAAUGUGGCGGGUCUCUUGUCGUCGUCACAACCGACCAACAACAACACGGCGCAAGCACCUGCUCCUGCCGCGGAGGCUCCCACAGACAGUAGUGCUGCUGCCAGUAAUAGUAACCGAUCUACCACGGAUUUGAUGCAGCAAAAACCACCCGCCACUACCUCGCAACAACAGGCAGCAGCUCCACCCCCACUGGGACAUGUCGGAGAAAUUCGAGCUGGAUUUCAGGGUCAGCCAUCGGCGCCCACGGCGGCGUCGAUGGGGAAUAACAACAACACUGCUGCUGCGGCGGAUGCUGGAAAGGAUGAACGCAGAAAGGCACCUGGAAGUGUGAUUGUCCCUUGUAGAGCCAGAGGAAUGCCCAUGGACCAUAAUUUCAAGACUGCCUACUUUGUCAUUCCAGAAAAUGUCAAGCAUGGAGAAGAACUCAUCUGCUCCUAUUUCACAUGCCGCAAUGCUGGAGUCAAAUUCCGAUAUUGCUCGCAUUGCAAAGUACCCGUGGCCAAACGCAACUUUCGAAAGAGACACAAACAUGGGGACCCCUCAGGAAAGGAUACCGGAGAUGACGAUGAAGUUUCGGUCACGGAAGAAGAAGGAGCAUCGGUGGGGGGAGAAACAGAAUCACAGGCUCAUCCAGCUGCUGUUCCCUCACAGGUCAUGGCCAGUCGUCCCAGCAUCAAUAGUAGUAGUGGUGCCAGUGCUGCUGCCGCUGCAGAGAAUAAUCAUGAUCAUGAUGAGGCCAUGAUGAUGAAGGAGGCUGCCAUUCCAUCCCAAGUCACCACGGCGGAGGGCGGUCCCGAUACUGAAGGCAUUGGGGAUAGCGGCGACAACAACAGCAAGAAUCGCACGGAAGAAGGAUCCCAUAUCCCUUCACAAGUUACCACACGAGGGAGCACGAGCAGCAAAAAAUCCAAGUCAUCGUCCAAAAAGUCCUCCAGUGGCAAGUAUUCCUCCAAAAGCUCCGAUAGUCGAUCAGUCUGUCUCAGAUCGGGACACGAAAGGGUCCAAGUCGUCGAGAGCCGGCGAAAGCGAUGGGCGCGACUUUUGGACAAACGGCCACAAACCAAGGAUGGAGAAGGAAUGUCCUUGUGGCUCAUGCAAGUAUUGGCCGUCAGUGACUUGUGGAAGCCCCUCAACGAGUCGGAAGAAAUGCCAUCGGCAUCGCUGGAUUUGAUCCGACAAUGCGCUAGGGUGACGGCGGGAAAGGUGAAAAAACCAUUGGCAGAAGAGGCUGCCAAUGCAAAGGACGACUUGGGAGGAACCAGUGAUUCUACCAAAGAUGACUCGGAGGAGAAUCAGGGACCCAACGAUGUCGACAACAAUUCCAAUGAAUCGGACAACCAGCCCGCGAACGAUGAUCAUCAUGAUGGAGAAAAAGCCAGGAAACCGAGUAAAAAGAGAAGUCUGCUUCUCAAGAAAAGACCAGUGACGGAUAUUCAAGACGACGACGACAACAACAACAACAACGACUCCAAAGAGCCUCCGUCGUCGAAAGCAAAGAUUUGA